This is a messenger RNA of Raphanus sativus (radish), 561 nucleotides long. RefSeq names its product probable RNA-binding protein ARP1. Gene Ontology annotation, molecular function: RNA binding. The transcript has 2 exons. NCBI's taxonomy places the organism in Eukaryota, Viridiplantae, Streptophyta, Magnoliopsida, Brassicales, Brassicaceae. The record is from RefSeq and is a predicted model, not a curated record. Bases 74 to 412 code for a protein of 112 amino acids.
AUUGGUAUAUAUCCAUCACAAACCAUCAUCAUCAACAAUCAAAACAGUUAUAUAUCAUCGUAUCAUAUAAUAUAUGUCUUCUAAUACGAGCUACUACCGAUCGCCGUUCGGAGACACCACCUUCACAAAAGUUUUCGUCGGAGGCUUAGCAUGGGAGACUCCUACCGAGGAAAUGCGUCGUUACUUUGAGCAGUUCGGUGAGAUUCUCGAAGCAGUUAUCAUCACCGAUAAGAUCACCGGAAAAUCUAAAGGCUACGGUUUCGUCACGUUUCGAGAGCCAGAGUCAGCGACGAGGGCAGUAGCCGAUCCAAAUCCUGUGAUCGAUGGAAGAAAGGCAAAUUGUAAUAUUGCGUCUUUUGGACAGCCCCAACCAUCGACGCCUCGAGGCUCGUAUACUCAUUUUAUAUCUUGAAUGUGUCAACCUUUAUCUCAUCGGUCUAUUUUAAAAAAAUCCACUUUGGCUGGAUUAUAUAAUCUAUGUUUAGUUUCCGAAAAUUAACAAAUAUUCAUGCGAUUGUAACAAUAUAAUAUUAUACUGUUUUCAGAAUAUGAUUUCAUCAU